UUGUUCCCAGCGAGUCAGCCAUUACUGUCGCCAUAUUAUGCGAAGUAUCUGAUAAUGAACAGAAUUUUCUGAAAUUAUAGUCAGCUGUGUUUUAUAGCUGCAAAAUUGGAUAUACUGUGGGGUGAACAGAACAUGGAGUGACCAUGAGUCACCCAAAUCCGACUGGAAACGGCUGUACUUUGGAGGAUUGUUAUACCAAUCUCUUCGUCUUGACGGACAUUUGCGGGAUAAAAUGGCGCCGUCUGACAGUAGAUAGCGCGCCCGUUGACCAGUUGGAUGACCCCGUGCUAGUGGCCUAUUCACGAUGCAUUCAAAACGAUAUUCUCUGUGUCUGGCGUCGGGUAAUUCGCAACGUGGAGCAGCGUGUAAAUCCGCCGGACCAACUAUCAUGCAGCAAAGAACUUUGGAUAUUUUGGUAUGGAGAUCAGCCAUCCAUACUUGACAGCUUAUUGUCGUCUGACCUAGGUCUGAAAGAAGUGGAGCAUGGGACAUGGGACAGAGAUAAAGACAGUGGACUAACUUACGAGUGCAGAACGCUACUUUUUAAAGCGUUACAUAAUCUGAUUGAAAGAUGUCUGCUGUCAAAGAAUUUUAUUCGUCUUGGCAAGUGGUUUGUCAUGCCUCAUGAAAAUAGUACAGCCUCAGACAGAACAUGUUACCUAUCCUUCUGCUUCCAUUUUUUCCUGCAUGGAGAAUCACAAGUUUGUGCCAGUAUUGAGGUGAAAAAACACCCACCAGUAUGGCGUAUAACAAACCAACAUCUCUGCUUAGUUCAGGACAGCCAAGUUCCAUUUCAAGUCAUUCUAGCACCCUAUGGAUUGAAUGGGACUCUGACAGGACAGGCCUAUCGAGAUAUGGACCCAAACAGUCGUCGCGUGUACCAAGAAUGGGUUCAGUAUUACCCUCUUGAGAUGGAUGAUGCCAAAGAGUUUGAUCCAAACCGCCUGCCAAACCUUGUGGAGGUGUUAGUUGCAGGGGUACGCAUGCGGUAUCCCUCAGCUUAUGUGCUGAUCUGUGAGUCAGAGGAUGGUAGUGGACGUGGGUCUUCUACCAAUGCAACAACAGAUAACUUAGCCCCUCGAUGCCAAGGCCUUAACCCUUCUGGGCAGCUUAGUCCACCCCAUUCUCCUGGGCCUGGGUUGGCUGAAGCUAGUGUGAAGCCAGGGAACUUUGGACUGGAGGAUGGACGAGCUGCUCGAUCCGAUGCUAACCAUGCAUUAGGUCAUUUGAUUAUUGAGCGCUCUGCCCAGGAUGCUACACUUUCUGCUGGCACAUCUGUUCCAGUCAAGAGGUCUCAGGAACCGGGCACCGAGGAUAAUUCCAUUGUUGGUGUCUGGAAUUUCUCUGAUCCUUCAACCAAAGUCACCUGUAACUGUGUAAAGCAUCGAAAGAUGAAAUCAGUGGUGCAAGGGAAGUCAGCAUCUGGUGGGAAGCAUGGCAAAAGUGAAAAGCCAGAAAAACUGGAACGGCAGCAGUCACGGCAUGGGCGGAACACUGUGCCAUUCCAUCGACGCCAGCACAUGGUGGAGGAUAUGCUCCAGUUUGACAUGGAGCGUGUGCUGAAUCAUGUGCCUCCCAACCCUGCUUUCUGCCCCACUGGAUCAACCACCAUCCCUCCUCAUGGUGGCUCUACACCUGUGCCAGAGGGCCCAAUUGACACCCCCAACUCAGCACCCUCUCCUCUUGAUGAACCCCAGCCUCCUGCUCUCCCAUCCACCGACCCCACAAUGCCCACGCUAAGUCCCCAUCCACCUUCCAAAUUCUCAAACUCUGGUGGAGCCUCUGCCAGUGGUUCUGUGAACCCUGGCACUGGGACUGUCAAUGGAACAGCCUGCAGUGGUGGGGGUGGAGUUGGUAGUGGAGCAAGUGGAGGCAUUAAUGGCCAGGCAAGUGGUGGCAGCAGCAGUGGUCCUGGUGGAGGAAAUUGUGCUGGAAAUGUUGCUAAUGGUGUUACAUUGGGAAUAACAGGAGGAGAGAAAGACUUCGCAACACGCAAUGGACUAACAAAUGGCAGCGUGGGGCCUUUGGGAGACCCCCAAAGUGUACUUCCUAAUGGCAGCUUCAGUUCUUCAUCAGAGUUCUUCCCCAAAAUGGAAGACACUUCAGCAGGGGGAGGAACCACACCCUCUCAACCAAAGGCAGCAGCAGGGGGUGGGGUUACGAAUUCUGUGGGAGUGAGUGGCGCUUCAGUGCUCCCAGACUCGCAGAGUCCCUGGAGUGUGAUGGACUCGGCAAAGAGUGAACUUGUGUCAAACUGGGUUCAAUUGCAACAGAAAUCUGUUGAAAGUGUACUGAAGAGGCCAAUGUUGCCCACAUACGAUUCAGAUGAGGAAGGGAACUUGGCCACAGAUGCCCUGUAUGACUAUGAAACAGUUCAGGCAUGGGUCCAUUUUCCACUUAAAAAGAGUCGUUAUGAAUCAGUGAAUGACUCCUUCCUUCCAAGUGCAAGUACUAGUGGACUUGAACCUAUUUCCCCUGCCCCAUCACAUUCCCAACGUGCAACGCCACUUCCUCGCUCACCAUCUCCUGAUCCAUAUGAAUUUUCUGAGGAAGCAUCGGUGAAUCCAGCUACAAUGACUGCACGGGCUCGGCCUAGUCGGGAUGACUUGUCUAGACCAUCUCCAAGAGCGGAUGAUGAAACUGCACACCCUGGAGAAUUUGGCCAAGAAGAUGUAGUAAAUGAUAUUGGACAGAUGGAGUCACCAUUGCCAUCUGGAGGAAAUUUAACUCGGGAGAAAGACCUAGAGGUGAUAGGUGCAGAAAAAGAUUUGUUAAGAAUAUUUGAGUCUUCUUCUUCUGGUGAUGACGACGAUGAUGGGGGUGGCUUGGAUAUCAAAACAAAUGAUGAGCUCAAAACCAACAUCAAACCACCUAAUGAAACUAUUGCGGCAUCAGAACUUGCUCGGAUGUUCCCCACGCCUCCAUCAUUGGAAACAAAUAAGAUUCACUCUCCCCCUGAAACAGCCACCGAAGCCCCCAUGGAGGUGGUAGCUACAGAGGGACCUAGUAUCAAAGUGGAGAUGCAUCAUCCUGUGACACUAGAUGACAGCUCUAAGUUAGUUUUCUUGUUCUUUCAGUUUGAUGUCUUUGUGCCACCAAAGCAUGUGAACUAUGUCAGUGCACCCAAAUAUUCUCAGCUGCCAAGAAGUCUCUUGUCUGCACCAGUACAAGUCCCUGUUCUGGACUACAAGCCAUCCUGGCAUUUUGCUAUGCCAGCCAUGGAAAAUUCACACCCCCCAAGAACAACUUACCUAAAUGUGCCAUCUGUUGAUGCACUAAAUUCCCGGCCUAUGCCUUCUCCAGCUCUUUAUAGCAGCACCCAGCAAACACGCACUCCACGGACACCCAUGUCCUAUGAACUUCAGUCUCCUGCAUCAACUCCUUCCUCCUACCUCAACAAGACUCUCAACUCCAUUGACAAUGCUGGCACCAAUUCCCAGUUGCCUGAAGUGCACUCCCUUCUUGUGAACAUCCUUCUUUCAGACUCCAUUCUCAAUCUCUUCCGUGAUUACAAUUUUGAAAGCUGUAACAUCUGUGUGUGUAACAUGGACAUUCGUGGUUCAGACAUUGGAUUAUACUUGCCAGAAACAGGCAGCUCUUCAGAAUCAUCCUAUAAGUGUACCUGUGGUUUUAGUGCUGUGGUUAAUCGUCGUUUUGCGUACAAUGCAGGCCUGUUCUAUGAAGAUGAAGUAGACAUAACAGGCAUCAGAGAUGAUCGAUAUGAGCGGCGGAAACCAUUGCUUCAUUUGGUCUCUGAUGGAAAAACUAUGGAUGACAUUGAAGAUGUUACACCUGAAGUUUUACACUUACUGAUGGGACAGUUUGCGUUGGCUUUCCCCACAAGUGCAGCAUCCAGUCACUUGGCAUCACUUAAUAUAUCUGCUGCAAUGACUGUGACAGGCACAGUGCUAGAAAGGCUUCAGUUACGAGAUGGUAAUGACACAGUGUACACAAUACUAGACCUUGCUCGCCAGGCUUUGGAUAAUUGCUACCCCCACAAAUUAGAGGAUCCUUGUAUGCGCAGUACCUGUCUUCACAAGUGGCCCUACCUCAGAGGUUGCCAUGGCCUCCCUCACAACUCCCAGGACAUUGUCCAGUGCUUGAAAGCAUUGCAGCCAUUGCUGCAGGAUGCCAUUCAGUACAAACGCAUUACUCGCCUGUGGGAGCACACCUACAAACUACAAGGCCCACUUUCCUGGAAGGACUUCCAUCAGCUCUCUGGCAGAGGCUCUGUAGAAAGCAGUGAACCGCAACCUAUUCCUCAUUUCCUGGUCACACAUGACCGUGACUGGCUCUCUGUCUCCCCCUAUUCUAUCAGAUUCUGGGACAAGCAAUAUUUGGAGCCAUUUGGGCGACCCCGAGACAUCAUCUAUAUUGUGGUUGCUCCUGAAAAUGAGUUCUUGCUGCAGCAUGUACGAAGCUUCUUCAAGGAACUCAGCACAGUAUAUGAACUCUGUCGAUUGGGCCGCCAUGUUCCAAUCAAGCCAUUGCGUGAUGGCAUCUUACGCAUAGGCAGAAAUGCAGCCCAGAAAGUCCUUCAUGAGUCCGUAGAUGACUGGUUCAACCUGCUUGGUGAUACGCCAGUAGCAGCCAAGCUCAAAAUGUAUGCACAAGUGUGCAAACAUUUAUUAGCUCCCAUAUUGCAACAACAAACUCUGGACAGGUCAGCUUUUGAUACAGGAAACACUGCCUCACACAAAGCUCAGUUCAAAACACCUGAGCCAGCAGCAGCCCAUCCAGCUACUCCUGACCCCAGCCAUUCUCCUGCUACAGGCAUAUCCUCUCAAGGUGGCUCAGAGGAGAAUAAAGGAGAAGGUAGUCAGGCUGAAGGACCAACAGCCUCAAGGGAAGCCAUGAAUGAACCUGACAUUGAUGAUGGAAGUACUAUGCCAGCCAUUGUAGUGUACUUUAUCGACCCAUUCUCGUAUGGACAGGACUGGGCAGACCUCCAACGCCUGGCAAUGAUAGGCUUGCUGCGCUGUUACCAUCAGAUGGUCUUGCCACCUCACCUUCAAAACAACAUUUUCUUACAGGUUGUGCCUAUGAAAGCCAUCUUGGAUCACCGAGAGAGUAGCGCGCAGAGCCAGUCACUGAAGUCACUUGCCUUUUCAGUCUUCACUUCAUGCCGCUGGAAUCUCACACAUGCUAUCAUGGGCAGAUCACUCACAGGCUUUGGGCCAGCUGCUAGUGCAGAGCAGUUUCUUAAAAAUAAAGUGAGUGAAUCUCAGUCUCGUCCAUUCCGCCUUUAUAGUCCACCAUACAUUUUGGCGCCCAUGAAAAACCAGCAGGCACAGCUGUCCGAGUGUUGUGGUGACCAUACAGAGAAGAGCAAUGUUUUGUUCUGUGGCUAUUGCCUCUCUCAUGAUCAGCGAUCAUUGCUGGCUGUAUGCACAGAUAGCAGAGGAGAACUUCUGGACACUUGUGUCAUUAACAUUCAUAUUCCAAACAGGAAUCAACGAAAGAAGGCAUCUGCUCGAAAACAUGGGCUGUCAAAGCUGUGGGACUACAUACUAGGUGUUAUCUCCUUGACAACUCGGCCAACCCGGCUUGUUAUAGGUCGGUUUGGAAGGAUUGGUCAUGGAGAGCUCAAAGGCUGGUCAGGGCUGCUGGGCAAAAAGAAUUUGCAAGCAGCCAGCCGGCGCAUCCGGGAGAUGUGUGGACAGUGUUCCAUCAAUGCAGAGUACCCUUGUGUGCGAAGUGCGUGUGUUGUUUCAUUGGAGAUGAAUCCAAGUUUCCAAGUCAUGGCUGAUGCCAUCAAGCAGGAGGAAAAGCAAAGCAGCAACUGUCCCUUGCAAACACCUCGAGAUGCAUCUGUCACUCACAUCUUAGUAUUUCCAACCUCAGCCACUGCACAGGUAAAUGCCAACCCUCUGCAACCGGGAGACCCCAAUCCAAUGGAUACCUAUGAUCCUCUGGACAUCGAUGAUGUGUUUGGAGAUGGUGAUCUUGGGCAGGAUGUUUUGAGUGGAAUGGAGUCUGACCUAGUCAUUGACAUCUUCGAUCCUGAUCAGUUUGACCCACAGGCAGGCUCUCCACCUGUCCAGGAUCGCACGCGAGUCUGUUCCCGCACUAAUGAACCAUCCAUGAUCCCCAAUGGUCAGCUAGCAUCAGAUCCACAAGAUGACGUCAACUUGCUGCAACAGCCUUUGGCUAUGGGCUACUACAUCUCUACUGCCCCAACAGGACCCCUGCCACCUUGGUUCUGGUCAGCAUGCCCAGAAAACCAGCAUGUCAACCCCACCUGCUUUAAGGCUGCACUCCACAUCAACAUGUCCAGUCGAGCAUGGCAAGAUGAGCUGGAUCACUCCCCAAAUAACCCCAAUCGCAGCAACCACCCACUUGAUUCUCAUCUUACUUGUGAUGUUCUCAGGUUUGUGCUGGAGAAUUACAAUGCCCUCUCAUGGCUUACGUAUGAUCCUGUUACCAACGAUCGCCGCUCCUGCCUGCCAGUGCACAAAGCUGUGUUGAUGCAGAUGUACCAUGCUCUUCAAACAUACAUCUGACAUAGCUAAGAGGGGUGGGGGGAAGACUGAUGGAUCUGAAGAGCAAACUGUUGUAUGCGGCCUAUGAUGUCAUACCAUGUAUGAUUCUCACAGCACAGAGCAGCAGUGCUCAGUGAACUACUGUAUCUCCAGAAAUCAGGGGUAGGGUUAGAUGCUGAUGUUCUGUUCUCCUUGCCCCCACUCUGCCUAUUCCUGUGGAGUAGGGAGUGGUUAUUGUGAUAUGUGUUGUGGGGGAAGAGGCUGUUGGAGAGAGUUGAUUCUCAAGCACAGAAGACUUGAUGGUGGCCAGAUCACCCUAACUCCUGUAACUUCACCACGGCCUGCCUGCUGACGGGUGGGUGUUGUUGUGUGGGGAAGAGAAGGGGAAAAGGGGUUAUUGUCUCAAUGCCAAAUAAACCUGAGCAAAACCCAGCUACCUCAUUGCCAAGGUCGCCAUGCUGUCGUCUCAUGUCAAACAUGACCUGUUUUUGUUAUCAUUACGUCCUUUUCUUCCAUGGAGUGCUACCUCGUAGAGAGAUGAGCAGUCCCGGGCUUGUGUGUUGUGUGUCAAAAACAGAAGUGAACACCUGUUUUUUAUUUCUGAGCGAGAGGAACAUUUGACUUCGGCUGUAAGGAGAGUGUGCAUUUUAAAAUGUUGACUCAGAGAGCUGUGCACACACACAGUAGUCUGCACAGCUGGCCUUCUCGUCAUUUAUUUUUUUACCAAAUUGUGAAAUAUGGGGAAACCAAACAAAUUGUGUUUACCACAUUUUAACAGAACAAAAGUUAUUAGCAUCGGUGAUUAUAAAAUGUUUUUAAGGACUAUUUUAGUUCUGUAAAUACAAUGAAGAGAGGUGAAGAGUAGAACAGACUGGUCUGCAGUAUCCCAGUACUGAAUGUCAUUGAGGAGUAACAAGACAAAGAUUAUCUAACUCUUGGAAUAGAUCCAUGACUGUACAAAGUCAAAAGAAAACAUCAUGUUAGAAGCAUCUGUGCAUUGGUACCACUGACUGCACUUGUGGUAUAAAAUUAUGCCCAUUUAAAGCAAAAGGGUUGUGUUCUUCCAGGACAUUGCAUCAGUGUAAGGCUCAAAAGCCUAAAAGCAUAAAUGCGAUACAAGCAACACAUUUCUCUGAGCAGGUAUUGAAAGUUGGGCUGUAGACAAAGAGCAGUGCCAAGAUUUUUAUGCAUCUUAUUAUAUGCAUUUUGUGAAAGCCAUGAUGAUGUCUUGAAUGAACCAUGGUGAAAACAAUAUUCAACUUUGUGAUUUCAUUUUUUUAAAGGACGAGAGCUGGUGGAAGUGGGAAUUCAAACUAGUCUGUUGUCUUGGGAUGUAAUCGGUGCUCACACUGUGGUAACGCUUCUAACUUUUCCUCAGGAUCUUGUGAUCAAGAACAACGUUGUUUAUGACGGACAGCUCUGGUAGAUGUCAACAACAGCCAUGUGGGAAUACAUGACUAUGACAAGUGUUUUCUGGGGGGUUUUUUUGUUUGAUGAAAGCUACAGACUGACAAUUUGCUAGGGGUGAGUUUGUGAGAAAGGGCAGAUUUUGUUGAGAAAAACCUGUCUGGCAUCUGGCAUGUCAAAAGUAGUCACAGCCUUGGCUGGUUUUGCGAAACAAUUGACAUGGUUUCUCCCACGAUGAUCAUGCUAUGUGUUACACAUACGGCAAUUUGAUAUGCAUUUCUGUAGUUUUAAUGGAUUACUGCAUGUUUGGCCUCUGCCUGGUAUUGUUUGGGUUUUUAGGGGGAUACUGUUUUAAGGGAAAAAAACAUCCAACUGUUUACUGUUGGCUUUGAAAGCACAUAAACUGACUGCACUCUGAGGUGCAUCAUUUUGCGAGAUGAUAUUUCUUGAACUGAUUUCACACACACCAGCCCCAGCCCAAGGAUAUUUUAAAGAAUAUGAAACCCUAAAAGUAGAUGUCUCCACACAAAAACUAAAUUUAUUUGUGAUAAAGAGGCUUUUCAAGACUAUCUGAAUAAACAGUUUAGCUUAAUUAAGUACAAUAUCUGCUAAAAAAAAGAGAUCAUUCCGGGAGCUGACCAAAAAAAAAAAAGCAAGUUGGUGCUGAUCCUGGUAUCGGUACUGUCUUAAAAGAAGACAUUGCCUUUUGAAUUAAAGACUUCUUUUAUGAUUAUACAAUAAUACUUUUUGGCAAAAUAAACAUCCUUUUGUACUAUUUAAAUGUUUUGUUUUGAGGCUACCCACCCUCCUUUCCUUGUCAUAUUCCCCGGCUUUGACAAAGCACCGAAUAAAGAAACUGGGCACAACACGUUUUUAAUACAACAGUAAGUAAAGAUUGCUAAGAACGGUAUCUAGGCCUUGCAAGAGAAGAGAGAAUGUGCAUGCAUGCAUGUUCAUUGUUAAGAAUGUGAUUUUACUUUAUUGCUCAUAGUAAUCAUAACCUUUUGACAGUGGAAAGGGCUGAGGAGGGUUGUGACUGUUGCAAAUUACAUGUUACAUUAUAUGCUCAAGAUGCUUACAAGUAAUCUGCCAGGAAUGUGAUGUACAUUAGUUUGUUGACAAAAGUGGCCAUGAGGACCUGUGUUUGAAUGUUACACAGAUGAAUGAGAUAUUUAUCGUAGAACAUGUUAGCUGAAAAGUAUGUUCAUUUUCCUAUACCCACCCUUUACAUAAUCUCUAUAAAUGCAUACCACAAAAUGUCAACAUAUAAAUGCUUAAAUUUAUAACACUCCACAAGUGAUUUUGAAAGGUAUUAAAUUGCUAGGGAUUAAAACAAAUGUUUUGCAAGGUCACUGUUGCAGCUUUGACAGCAUCUGUCACAAGGUAAAAUUAGGAUCUAGUGAGUAGUUACACAGUUUUUAUUACUACAUUGCAAAGAUAAUGCAGCUUUAAUGUCAACAGUGAAAUAUUGUAAGAUUGUUCACUCUUUAAUUGUGGGCACAAUCUUUAUAAACUUGAAAUAAUAGUUUUUGUUAUGGUGGGGAGGCCAGCCAUUAAGAUUAAUCAGUGGCCUUGAGAUCAUUCAUGUCCCAAAAAACUUGACAGUGGGAUAGUUUUUCUUUUUUGGAAGCCAUGCAAGGUGCUUAAAAAUAGGAAGAAAAUUCUAAUACUGUGCUGUUCAUGUAGUGAUAUAUGCGUGCAUGCAAGUUUCAUCACCUAUAAAGUUUUUUUCAAUUUGGCUGCAAAGUCUUGAGGUUUGGUUAAUGUUCAGGUAAGUAGUCUUAAGGCAUUUUUUUAAAAACUUGUAAGAAUGCAGCAGAUAUUUUUUAAAGUGGUUGAAAUGAGUUACUGUUUUCAGACCCCAAGUAAGACCGAUUGAUUGAAAUAAGGUAUUUCUAGUUGACACUUAGAUAAUGGAAAGGCAGGUAUACUAUUUUGAUAAAACAUUCUUGGUCAACGAUAAGCUGAGAGGUUCAUCUUUAAGUUGCUUGUCUCACAAUAAUUUAAAUGUAAUUUUUUCAUGCCUGCAACUACUAAUCAUUGACUGGGGUGUUUGCUUUUUUUUUUUUUUUUGGCCUUCGGUUUCCUGGGAGUUUUUUCUUUCAUUACUCAGUGUCCUGAUAUAAACCAUUGCUGUGUAUUAAGUAAAAUGAGCUUAUGUAUUGGUCCAUCACCUAUUGCUUUGCUAUCUGUGAUAAAUUUUUCAAGUUAAAAAUAAUCAUCACAGUGUUUGUAUUUAGUAGAUUUUAAUAAGAUUAAGCAUUUUUGUGAGACCAAGGCUGAGGCUUCGUAGGCCUGAUAUGGUGAUUAGGAGUAAUUUGGUGAAUGGGGUCUGACAACCCUCAGGAUACAUGAUUGUUUCAACCUUAUCAAAUAUAGGUAGGGUUGACAAGAUUUCAUGUCAACUCACUGCCCUAUUUAUGUUAAACUAUCAAUAUUAGGCCUGUUAUUCCCAGCCUCAUGUUCCCUUCAUCCAGAAAACAAAAACUUAACAUUUUUUUGAGCAGAGUUGUUCAAACACUGAGCAGUAGUCAUAUACUUAAGUGUGUGUGUGCGUGUUGGGGAGUUUACAAGGGGGAUAUGUCUUUUUUACCUGUCAAUUCUAGGUUGUAGUAGUUUUCACCCUGAUUUUGAGCAUUAACCCUCUCAGUUUGACAAACUAAAAUAUGUCAUUAAAGAAACAAGUGAUUUUGUGGGGAAGACUUGCUUGAGCAAGAUUUCUAUUUUAUACUCUUUGUACCCUUGCAGUUCUCACUUCCAUUCAGAAUAUACCAGAUGAUGACAUUUCUAUAAGCCCAGACAUUCCCUGAAGCAAGAUCCGAUGUAUAGAUUUCAUCAUAAAUUUUCGUUAUAAUUACUGAGUGGCUAACGUGCUGCUUAUUUGAGGCUUUAUGGUAGGUCUUUUAGUGUGGUAGGAUUAUUGCAUUACAGUUUUCUAUUUCAUGUUGUUAGUGAAAAGGGGAGUACCUUUCUCAUUGGGAAAGUUUUUGGGCUUGAGCAUAAACAGUUGUUCCCUGUACUUUGUAUUCCUGGUGAGUAAUGGGUUGUCUUUAAAUAUUUUGAUACAUGCUUCCUUUUUUCCAAGCAAAGUGUUUGGUGCACAAGCUAAAAAAAUUUUCUUUUGUUCAUUUUUGCAUGUGUCUAAAUUUAGUGCAGGUCAAAAAGUUUUGAAGCUGUAGAUGAGCACAGGCUCAGCAUGGAAAAGUCUUAUUAGUCUCAGAUCUGAUCACAGCUAUCUGUUGAUGGGCCAAAGUUGCCGAACCUGGGAACUGGUUUCGGUUUCCCUAUCCUCACAUUUUUGUUUUGCCAUGGUUUCAUUAUUUUCCAGUCUAGCAGACAUUUUCCUCUCAGGAUGGAUUGGGGGUUGUUUUGUUUUGUUUUUUUAAGUGGGAAAGGUUGGAAGUCUCCUUUGAUUAAGAGAUUUUUUUUUUCUCAGGAUUACUUUCUUAUGAAUGCUGGCAUUCACCACACCUAUGGUAUUUUGGAGUUGGGUUUAUUCAGUGCCCUAACUUAUUUCAAACAAUGAAUACUGUAGUUUAAUUAGUAUAUACAUGUUAUAAUUAUAAGCUUUUUAAGCUUACUCUUUUUACUUAUGUCAGUUUAUCUGUGCAUUUCUUUACAAAGAAGCUAAUUUUCACUAGCUGUCAGUUGCUUUUUGUCUAAUAGUACAACUGAAACGAAGUUGUUUAUUGGUUUCUAUCUUUUUAUACACUCUACUUUUUUCUUUCUCUCUCUAUGACCAUUAUCCUCUUUUGUUAAGUCAAAUGUAGGUAAUUUUAUUAAGAAACUAAUGACAUUAAACUCUGGAAAUAAAGGAGAGAGAAUGAUGUAUCUUCCAGGUAAAGAGAAUGUGUGUAUGCAUCCAUCUGCAUUUUCAAGAUCUAGUCAUCGUUUGAAUGCUGGCAGGCCAAGUUUGUACAUUCUGUUUUAGUUGUCCCAUUCAUAAGAGUUGACUACAGUUUCUGCAAGCAUGAUCUGAUAAAAAAUGCACUCUUGUUCAAACAGGAAACAAGUUACUACAUUAUCCACCAGAUAUUGCUUCUUUAGUUCUGCUUGGCAACACAAACUGCUCAUUUUUUUAACAGAAGACUAUUGUAUUCGAUGUGUAUGGAUACACGUUUUAAUGUUCUGCAUGAUUUAACAAUUACACUGAAGUUUUACAAUGUGCUACUUUGAUUUUUGAUUAAAGUAUCUCAGUAACUUUAAUUUUCGAGGAGCAGGAGUGAGUGCUGUUGCACACAGAUUUUUCACUACAUGCUAUCUAAAUAUAGCCACUCCCUAUAACCUAUUUAUACAAAUAUUAUGAAACUGCUUUUUUUCUUGCUUAGUCUGGCAAAAAUCACGGUUUUUGUACAACUAUGCUGGCAAUAUUUGUCACUAAAUAUGUACAUAGCUAUCAGGAUUUGGGUGUAUGGGGAGUGCCAACCCUAGCCCCAUGUACCUGAUCUGUUAAAGAGAUUGUGUGAAGUUCUUGGAAGGUAGAAAUAGGACAGAGAAAAACCCAUAACUUAUUACUGCAAAGUCGAGCAGUCUUAACGAUAUUUUGUACAUACUUGUAAUAUUUUAUAUUGUUUUUCUAACCGUGCACUUGAAUGUUGUAAGCAUAUUUUGAUACCCAUAAAAAAUGUCAUGUCUUCUGCCUUUCAAUAUUGCACCUGCCUCCUUUUCCAUGCUUGAAAGCCCUUGCCACUUCUCCUACCUGUCUAUACCUUUAUAAAAUAUAUAUUUAAUCCAUCAUGUACCCAUUCAGGGUGUUACAGAUGAGGUGCAGCAUUGCGUUUUUGUGUGUAUUGUUUUUUUAGUGUUUGCAAAAAUGUUAACAUGGAACUGCAGUGUAUGUACAUUUUUGUGUAUUCUUGUCUGUAAAUACAUUGUGUUCUUGUUACUGAUACAAAUCGUUUCUCAGUUUGUUGUCACAUCCAAUUCCUUUUUGCAUAACUGAAACACCAGACAGCGUUUAUGGGUGGAACUUUCUUUUUUAAUGAACUUGUGUACAAAGUACAGAGAUACUGACUGUGGAAAUAGAGUAGAUAGGCUAAACAACUUGUUUUUGUUACUCUGUGAUUGUGAUUGUAAUUUGUAGCCUUGUGUCAGAUGCAUGGCAGAUACAAAGAGUCAAGAGUUGUCUGUCUGAUGAGUACCUGUUUUUAUGACCUGUAGUCAUCUCAUUGGGGAAUGGCAUUGUGGCCAUCUUGCUUUUUAAAAGACCAGUGAUAGUAUGUCUUAUUUAGUUUGUAGAGAUUUCAUGUUGAUGUUCAUGUGAAGCAAGACCUGAUUAAUAACUGUGCAUUACAGUUAAUAAGACAGAAGAUGCAAUGGGGAAGACGUCUUGGCCACGUACAAGAAUGUACAACUGAUAUGUUGAUGAUGCACUGUUUGACUAUGACUGUUGCCCAUGAUGUUUUGGCUUUUGUUAGCCUGUAGAAUGCUGGACCUUUUGAGAUGUAAUCAUGCAGACACCAACUUAAAUCUCUUUUUUGAUUCCUUCUUCAUAAAAUGGGUGAAAGAGGGCUUAUAUAGGUGGCCAGUGUGAUUGGUUGUCAAAGUGAAAUGAUGUAAGAUAGACUGAAUGCAUAGAAAAUACAGUUGACAGUGGUUAUAGAGGUUGUUUUAGAAAUGGCAUUGAUUCAUUAAGCCCAAGAAGUCAAGAAGUCUUGUACAUCUGGAUCAAGACUGCUUAGGUUCCCCUGCCCCCCUCCCCCUCCAGCAUGCACACACAGACCGGCAUGUGUGUGCAUGUGCACUUGCACACAUACACAGUGCUUAUGUAUUUAACUGUUUGCUUUCUGAUGGCAGCACAGUCCCAGAGAACUGUACCAAUAAAGCCAGUAUUAAGGAAUAUCUCAUUCAUCAAAAUUUUUACCAGAUAAUUUAGAUUUCAUCACGUCAGCAAUUUGCCCUUUCCCUUCUCUUCCCCCUCACCCCCUUUUUCCAAUGUUCUGAAAUUUCUACAAGAAAUUAUACCAUCACAGUUGAUUUUGAUUUUUGUGAAUCUUUACAUUUCAGUGUAUGCUGAUCCGACACCAAGUACUCAGCAAAGGUCAUCAGAUGGCAGUCAAUUUUUAUAAGCGUCCGGUUGAAAUUAUUGCUAGCUGAAUUCAUCACAGCAUAAAUGUAUAGCUAUAACUCUCAUCAGUGGUAAAGGAGGGGAAUGCAAGGUCGCCUGCCCACACUGCCCAGACCACCCUGCACCAUGUCCUAUAUGAUCCCAUUGUUCCCUUGAUGGCCUGUGUGCCUGCCAUGUGAAUAUACUGUAUAUGAUGUCAUGAAGCAAAUUGAAUGUAUAACUUAUUUUUUUGUAGCUGGUCCAUAUCACAUCAAACUAGCUCAUGAAAAUAAAAGAUGCAAAAUAG
This is a messenger RNA of Pomacea canaliculata, 14242 nucleotides long. Its product is annotated as mediator of RNA polymerase II transcription subunit 13-like. Gene Ontology annotation, biological process: regulation of transcription by RNA polymerase II. Lineage: Eukaryota; Metazoa; Mollusca; Gastropoda; Architaenioglossa; Ampullariidae. The transcript has 31 exons. Gene Ontology annotation, molecular function: transcription coregulator activity. The record is from RefSeq and is a predicted model, not a curated record. Bases 144 to 6503 code for a protein of 2119 amino acids. Gene Ontology annotation, cellular component: mediator complex.